Molecule: messenger RNA, 1845 nt
Organism: Oreochromis niloticus (Nile tilapia)
Lineage: Eukaryota; Metazoa; Chordata; Actinopteri; Cichliformes; Cichlidae
Exons: 2
Coding region: 2-904 (300 amino acids)
Source: RefSeq, a predicted model, not a curated record
CAUGAAGCUGCUUUUGAUCUCACUGACAUUGGCAGCCCUGGUCGCAGGAUGUCUAGUACUGCUCAGGAAGAACGAUGGACCUCGCAAGAAAAGAGCCUGGACACAUGAUAAUUCACAUCACUAUACAAUGAUACAAGACAAUAUCCACCCUUGGAUGAACAACGCAUGGUAUCGGUACAUACAUGACAGCACACCCACCAAAGACUGUUAUGUCUGCUCACAUAUGCCACCAACAACACAAUAUGCAACAUUGUAUGGCAAAGCAAUGAACAUGACUCAGGUGAAGUGUGCAGCAAGCUACGCCAGUCUCGGGUAUCAGUACUCUGGAAUUGUGAUCAACCACAACGAACCCUCGAAAAUAGGAUUACGAAAUGGCACGUGCGAUGAAUGGUUCUGGGUCGACCUGAAGGUGAAACAAAGGAACAAGGCUGGGUCAUUUCCAGUCUUUCUCAAGAACCCUGGAAAUUGGGAUCAUACCUUGUGCUACCGCCAGUCUAAGGGAACUAUAGACAUGGGAAACACCACCAACUGCAAAGCAGUAGUGACGCAUGCUCUUGGAGGACCAGUGAAGAACAAUGACAUUUCCAAUGGCACCUAUUGGGUGCAGGGAAUGGCCUGGCUAUGUGGACAGCGGGCCUAUUUCACUCUCCCCCAGAACUGGACGGGUAUGUGUGCUCCAAUCUUCAUAUCUGAUCACACGUUUAAAAUAACUACCGACGGUACAUCACUCAAAAGAGGGAAGAGAUCAGUUGACACUCCAGACCCGAAACCACAUGACCCAAUAUGGGGCUCUGACGUCCCACAGGAAUUCAAGCUUUGGACUACAGGACAGAAAGUGGCUGAGGAUCGAGACAUUGAACUAUCGAUUUGGAUUGUUCCUGAAUACAUCAUGUCGAGUCAAUGACCAGCAAAACGAGGAGAUAGAUGCCCUGCGAAUAAUGGUCAUGCAACAUCAAGUGGCGCUUGAUAUUGUGCUGGCUGAAAAAGGAGGAUUAUGUGUGCUUUUUAACACCACCUGUUGCACUUACAUACCUGACAACAUACAUUCUAGUAACAUGACGGAUGCAUUAAAAGUUCUAAAAAGGCUUCAGAAUGUGCAGUCAAAGGAAUAUGUAGACGGGGGUACAGAUUGGUUGAGAUGGUUGCUAAAUGGCUCAUGGACUGUUUUGCUGUAUAAAGGUCUAAUAUUCAUAGGACUCUUACUUGUAUUAUUCUGUGUAUUCUCCACAUGUAUUCUCCCUUGUCUCAGGAAGAUGAUUUCCAAAAUGAUUUCCACAUCAUUGAUAGCUUAUGUUACUGUACCACUGGAUGACAAAAAUGAUCUGAGUAACAGUGAAGAUAACUUUGAAGACGAAGAUGUCUAUGUGUAAGAAGAAAAUCUUAAAGACGACCUGUGAAGCUAGAUUGCAAUAUAAGUAACACAUAAUGAUGACAUGUUUGAAAAUGCUAGGAGCAAGAGAACAUGUUCGGAAAUAAAGUGUGAAACGUGUUUAAAUGAGCUAAAACAGGAGGGAAUGUUAAAGGAUUUUUAUAUGUAUUCUGCUUUAUUGUAGUUAAAAACCCCUAGUUGUUUAGCUUCAUUUAAAUCUCCUAUUUUACUGUGUUUCAUGAAAAAGCUUGCAUGAGAGAAUACCACAGGUGCCUCCACCCUUGCUGAGUUUGCUGAGAUAAGCUUGACUGGUUACUAUUUUUAACAGUUUAAAUAUGUUUCAUUGUUAUCACCUUGUAAGGAGUUGUUUUACACACAAGGGGCGCCGACCUGACAUAUUUUAGGAAGGAGCAGGGUAUAAAUAAAGAGAGAACUGAUGUCUCAGGGUGAGUCUCCACUGAGAUCACCCAUGUAUA